CACUACAAGUCAGAGUACGUAAGGCUCUCGCUUCACCCGAACUCAGAUAUCCUGCACCCAGAGGCACAUAUCGACCACAUCGACACCGACGGAUCUCUUGUCAAGAGAGAGUUCUUCGCAGACGACGAAUCUCUCCGCGAGAUCGCAUACAAAGGUCGCGCAUCCGUUCUGACCGAGCAGAAUUACUGGAGAUCAACCGGAUGGGCACGAGUUGUCCUCCUACGAAAGAGCGCGCGGGAUCCUGUUUUCGAGGGUGCAUUCCAGGUUGACGGGGAGACUAUUCAGAUUCAGACGCAGCAACGGUGGGCAUUGACUGCUCGGCCUGAGGAUGUGGAGUUUUAUGCUGGAGCGGAGGAGAAGAUGGUUGCCUGGCGUGACGCGGAUCAGGGAACGUUGGAGAAGCGAGUGUUGGCUGAGGACACGUGUUCUCUUCAUGGUCUGGAUGUGCUUGACAAGCGGUCCCGAGAAGGUUACACGCCCUCCUCCGAAUCACCUUUCCUUGACAUCAACCUCGACCUUGUAAAGCGUCAGUCAGACACCGGUAGCACUGGAACCGCUUUUUCCUACUCUCAGCUCCAAAGCACCGUCGGUGAAACCACCGGAUGUCCCACAAAACGUAUGGUCGCCUACGUUGGUGCAGCAGCAGAUUGCUCCUACACGACUCUCUACACCAACGAAUCGUCUACCCGCCAGCACAUCAUCAACCUCUACAACACCGCCUCCCAACUCUACGAAUCAUCCUUCAACAUCUCGCUUGGUUUGCUCAGUUUGACGGUCAGUUCGGCGGAUUGUCCCACGACGGCUAGUUCGAGCGCGCAGUGGAACGUGGAGUGUUCGGAUAGUGUGAGUAUCGAUGAGCGAUUGAGCUUGUUCUCGGAGUGGAGAGGUGACAGCUCGAGGAGCGGUGACGGAAUCGCCGUGUGGACCUUGUUCACCACCUGUGAUACCGGAGCAGAGGUUGGUGUCGCAUGGGUUGGAUCACUAUGUCAAGGUACCGCCUCCGCAUCCUCCGAUAACGGGACGUUCUACUCAGGCGCGAGUGUCGUGGCGUCGAGUACGCAAGAAUGGAAGGUCCUCGCACACGAAGUCGGGCAUGUCUUCGGUGCCGUACACGAUUGUACAUCGAGCACAUGUGGUGGAUCCACCGUCUGUUGUCCUCUGAGUUCAAGCACCUGCUCCGCUAAUGGUGCAUACAUCAUGAACCCCUCCACCAGUACCAACACGAAUGCGGAUACCUUCUCACCUUGCUCGAUUGGAAAUGUUUGUAGUGCCAUGCUCAGGUCUAUCACGGAUUCCUCGUGUCUGGUGAGUAACCAGAACGUCACCCUCAUCACCUCUGGCGAAUGUGGAAAUGGAAUUGUGGAGGAUGGGGAGGACUGUGAUUGUGGUGGUGAAGCUGGGUGUGGAGACAAUACUUGUUGCGAUCCCACGACUUGCAAGUUCAUCAACAACGCGGUAUGUGACGACGCGAACGAGGCAUGCUGUACCAAUUGUCAGUUCUCAUCGAGUACGACUGUGUGUCGUGCCUCGAUUGGAGAGUGCGAUUACGCGGAGUACUGUCCCGGAAACUCAAGUUCGUGCCCGAGUGACAGGUUCAAGGAUAACGGAGAUUCGUGUGGUAACUCCAGCCAAGGACUUGCCUGUGCCUCGGGCGUAUGCACGAGUCGCGACUUGCAAUGUCAGCAGGCAAACAUCACUGGUACGAUUGGCGAAGCAUGCAGUGUCAGCUACAACCCUUGUCUGCUUUCUUGCUACUCCAGCCAGGACUCAAACACCUGUGUCCUUAACAACCAGUACUUCAUCGCCGGUACCUCCUGUGGGUCAGGCGGCUACUGCUCCGGCGGUCAAUGUGUUGGACAAUCCGAGUUUGGUGAUGUCGGGUCUUGGGUCGACAGGCACAAGAGUGUGGUGAUUAUCAUCGCGUCCGUGAUUGGAGGGCUGAUCAUCGCCACUAUUGUUGCGGGAUGUUUGAGGCGGAAGAUCAUGGCGAGUAGGGCGAAGAGGAUGGCA
This is a messenger RNA of Saitoella complicata NRRL Y-17804, 2010 nucleotides long. Its product is annotated as zincin. Lineage: Eukaryota; Fungi; Ascomycota; Saitoellomycetes; Saitoellales; Saitoellaceae. The record is from RefSeq and is a predicted model, not a curated record. Gene Ontology annotation, biological process: proteolysis. Gene Ontology annotation, molecular function: metalloendopeptidase activity. The annotation marks the transcript as partial. The transcript has a single exon.